UCGAUCGCCACGAGCUUAUCGGACUCGCGAUCUGAUCCGAAAAGUUGAAAAACAAAGUGAAGAUAAAUUAAUUAGCAAUUAGCCAGUGUAAAUAGAGUGUUGUCAGCCGACUAGCCGCAGCAGCUGAGCUGAUAGUUCCGCUUCUGCCCCGCGUGGCACCGAAACAAGCAACGAGCAAGUGAAAGAGGGAGAGCAGGUGGAGAAAGGGGAGGCGGAGGAGGAGGAGCGGACAACGAGGCAGAAACAAAAGCACAAAACGGCGGACAGAACCAGUCGAAACAAAACAACAAACCGGAGCGGACGCACUCGAAAAGCGAAUAAAAUUUAUUUCUGUGCUUAGUGUGAGCCUGUAUGAGUGGCGUGUGUGUAUGUGUGCUGUGUAUAUUUAAACAAUAUUUAAAAAUCAUUCGCCAGACGACGAAAAGCGAAGAUCUCCGCUAUAGCAAAGCGGAGCAGACAGAUAAAUAAAAACAGACUCCGAGACAAAAACAACGAGACUGUGACGCAGCAAGGUGCUGGAGGUCACUCGGCCCAUUUCGCGUAGCACCAUAUAGCACCAUAUAGAUGCCACCACCCCCCGCGUAAUCAACCCCGUAACCAGUUCCAGUUCCAUCCGCCCGCAAACAACACGCGCGAUCUGAAAACUCUAAAAAAAAUACAACAACAAAAAAAAAGUUAUACAAAAAAAAACAACAAAAAUAACAAUAGCAAACUCACGCGCUUUGUCGUUUUAUAACCCGCCCUCUUGACUGAUAAACGUCAGUUGAUAAAUAUAUAUCGCAUCACACCAAAAACAAACACACCAGCAAACAAACACCAAUUAUUCCAAUAAAGCCAGCGCCAAGUGCGAAUGCGCCCUCGAUUUGUAUGCCAUCAGCAGCACUCGGUUGCCCAUUCCUACUUCCAUCCCCAUUCCCAUACCCAUUCCCACUACCAUCGCCAUCCCAAUCCACAUCCACAUCCCCCCAAUCAUUCCCACCACAUUUACGGCCCCACUGACGUCAGUUAUCGGCGUUAUCGCACCGCUAACAUGGUGGUGGCCGAGGGAGUUAUGGACUCCGGAUCGGGGAUCGGUGAGGGAAUGGGCCACUUCAACGAGACCCCAUUAUCCGAACUGGGGAUCGAGACCCGCACCCAGCUGUCCCGCAUGCUGAACCGCAAGAAGGUGCUGCACUCGGAGGAGGGCUACCAGCGGGACUGGCGGGGCAUCUCCCAGUUGGCCAAGCAGAAGGGAUUCGUCGACGACAACGCCAACAAUCCGAUGGAUCUGCUGCUAAUUAGCUGGAGCCAGCGAAGUCCCAAAACAGCCGUGGUGGGAAAUCUCGAAAAGUACCUCGGCAUCAUCGAUCGAUGGGACGUCUGCGACGAUAUCCAAGAGAAUCUAGCCAAGGACACCCAACGCUAUAUCAUGAAACAGGAGCAGCGACAGACCUCUCUAAUAAAGGCGUGUCCUUCGCCCCCCAGUGACGGUUUGGAGACCAACAACAACUACAGCGACAACAUCACAAUGGGCCAAAGUGUCCAAAUCCUGAGCGAAGAAGAUCAGAGAUGUGUGGAAAUGGGUCAACCGCUGCCCAGAUAUCAUGCCUGUGUUUUAUAUGCAGAGGCAGACAUCGAUCAUGCCACAGAAAUCAUAAAUAUUCUAGAGUCUGAGCGAUACAAUCUCAGGCUCUUCCUGCGCAAUCGCAUGCUUUUGGGCGUUCCCUUCGAGCAUGUCCAACUCUCCCACUUUCUGGCCACCCGCUGUAAUAAACUGAUCGUCGUGCUCACAGAUGACUUUCUUCGGUGUCCGGAGAACGCAUUCUUCGUGAACUUCACCCAGAAGUUACAAAUCGAGGAUCAGAGUCGCAGAAUCAUACCGAUUCUGUACAAGCCGGACAUGCACAUACCACUGACCCUGGGAAUCUAUACGCACAUCAAGUACACCGGAGACAGCAAGUUGUUCAACUUCUGGGACAAGUUGGCGUAUUCGCUGCACGAUAUGGACACCUCUCAUACCCACUCCACGCCACAGGCUCAGACGCCCUCGCCGGUGGAGGAGUCGGCUCCAAAGCGGGUGACCACACCCAGCAUCCGGAUACAGAUCAACGAUAAGGAUGUCACUGAUAUGCCCAGCUACAACAGCGACAAAGUUCCGGAAGCAGAGACCACAAUGCUGACGAUUUCCGGCGAUACAAGUUCACCUUUACCCGAACACAAGCCGAAGAACAGUUUCCUGCGAAAGAUCACACAUAGCUUUGGGAAGACGCCACGGAACGAGGGGGCCAGUGCAAAGUCCCUGCGACACGCCCACUCCGUCAGCACCAUCAAUGUGACGGCACGGGAAAGGACACUCAGUGCCAGCAGCUCCAAUAUCUCCACCACGUCGGAGAGCAAGAAGAGCUCCAUCAAAUGGCAGCCGAAUAUCCUGAAGAAGGUCCUAUUCUCCCGGUCCAGCAGCAAGCUGCAGACGCCUGGUUGAGAUCGUAAUGUUUAAGGAUAGCCAUUCAUUCGAUUUCCUUGAUUCCUUGUCCAGUCUAGUUACGGCGGUAGAGUCGCCAACGUCGUCACCCUACAUGCUUAGUGAUAAUCCGUAGCCUAAUCCUUAUCAAAGUCAAACUAACUUAAUAUACUUAGACGCACUUGUUAACUUAUAUAAGACAACAACGAAUAAAGACAAUACCACAUA
This is a messenger RNA of Drosophila rhopaloa, 2668 nucleotides long. It is a transcript of the gene Myd88, whose product is annotated as myeloid differentiation primary response protein MyD88. The coding region runs from base 851 to 2461 and encodes 536 amino acids. Gene Ontology annotation, molecular function: Toll-like receptor binding; TIR domain binding. The transcript has 5 exons. The record is from RefSeq and is a predicted model, not a curated record. Gene Ontology annotation, biological process: Toll signaling pathway; MyD88-dependent toll-like receptor signaling pathway; positive regulation of canonical NF-kappaB signal transduction. NCBI's taxonomy places the organism in Eukaryota, Metazoa, Arthropoda, Insecta, Diptera, Drosophilidae. Gene Ontology annotation, cellular component: plasma membrane.